Molecule: messenger RNA, 1744 nt
Organism: Microcebus murinus (gray mouse lemur)
Lineage: Eukaryota; Metazoa; Chordata; Mammalia; Primates; Cheirogaleidae
Gene: IL17B
Product: interleukin 17B
Biological process (GO): inflammatory response
Cellular component (GO): extracellular region
Molecular function (GO): cytokine activity
Source: RefSeq, a predicted model, not a curated record
UGAGCACUUACUAUGGGCCAGGCACUGUGCUGGCUAUCUGACAUGGGUUAUUUCCUUUAUUCCUGAUAGUGGCCUCAAGAGGUGGAUGCUACGAUUAUUCCCAAUCUAGAGAUGUGGGAACUGAGGCUCAGAGGGAUUUCAGGGAGGCAUGGGCCAGGCCACCGUCUAUUCCAGGACACAACUCCCAUUUUAUAGAGAAGGGACUGAGGCCGAGAGAGAAGGACGGUCACAAGCUGCCAUACACGGGCAGGCCCCGGGCGGGGAGACCUCCCUGGGACAAAGGCCAGAGCAGUCGGCCGUGAGGUCCUCACGGCUCCGCACGUCUCUGAGCGAGGGCACGCAGAUUCAGAAACAUGCUCACAGCAGGCUGGAAUGGCACCGAAAGCAGCCCAAGAAAAACAGCCUGCGGGGGCCGGAUAGAGCCAUGGACGGAGACCAGCAUGAGCCUCCCAGCUCUGUCACCUCGAAAUCACUGUAUAAUAUGGGACGAGUCCCUUCCUCACUCGGGCCUCAGUUUCCCGGCCUGUGUACUAGAGGGUGGGACUGUGGUCUCCUCGGGCCAUGGCGCUCACCUGAGGCUGGCAGAGGCUGGAGCGCCUGGGGCUGUGUCCCUGGGAGACAGGCCUGUGCCCUGGGCUGGCCAGCAGGCUCCCAGAACAUUUGCUCUCCUGACCAGCCGACGGCCCAUCCCUCCUCCACCCUCGCCCCCUUGCCAUCCCCAAAGCGAACGAAGCUGAUUGUCUUACUGGCCCUGUGGGUGCUGGCCCGGCGGCCGGCCGCAGGCCACAGGCGGAGGUGCCACCGGCCCAGAGCCCCGCCAGACACACAGGGCAUUGUCCCUCGGUCAACAGCCCCUGGGCACCUCAGCCCGGCUCCUGGCCUGCCCCCACGUCCCUCACCGCCGGCCACAGCGCUGGGCCUGGCCAGCUGGGGGCCCAAGGCUCCCAGCUGAUGACGAGCCCACCCACCCACUCCCCCAGCAGCCCCCAGGCGAGCUAUAAUUGCUUCGCUCCGUCCUGUUGCUGCCAUUCUCUCGGCGGCGGCGGUGGCCUCUGGGGCUCCAGGCGGGCGGCAGCUGCAGGCUGACCUCGACGCGGAGCGGGAUGGACUGGCCGCACAACCUGCUGCUCCUUCUUACCAUCUCCAUCUUCCUGGGGCUGGGCCAGCCCAGGAGCCCCAAAGGCAAGAGGAAGGGGCAAGGACGGGCUGGGCCCCUGGCCCCUGGGCCUCCCCAGGUGCCGCUGGACCUGGUGUCGAGGAUGAAGCCCUAUGCCCGCAUGGAGGAAUACGAGAGGAACCUCGAGGAGAUGGUGGCCCAGCUGAGAAACAGCUCUGAGCUGGCCAAGAGGAAGUGCGAGGUCAACCUGCAGCUGUGGCUGUCCAACAAGAGGAGCCUGUCCCCCUGGGGCUACAGCAUCAACCACGACCCCAGCCGCAUCCCCGCAGACCUGCCGGAGGCGCGGUGCCUGUGUCUGGGCUGCGUGAACCCCUUCACCAUGCAGGAGGACCGCAGCAUGGUGAGCGUGCCGGUGUUCAGCCAGGUGCCCGUACGCCGCCGCCUGUGCCCGCCGCCGCCUCGCCUGGGGCCCUGCCGCCAGCGAGCAGUCAUGGAGACCCUCGCCGUGGGCUGCACCUGCAUCUUCUGAACGCCCGGCAGGAAAGCCGGCCGGUGGCUGGAGACCACCCUCCCUGCACCCCUGUGCCCAGCAAGGCCUGUGAAAAGUAAACGGUCUUUUGAAAGCAA